Amphimedon queenslandica is the source of this 1185-nucleotide messenger RNA. RefSeq lists its product as uncharacterized. The record is from RefSeq and is a predicted model, not a curated record. The coding region runs from base 1 to 1185 and encodes 394 amino acids. NCBI's taxonomy places the organism in Eukaryota, Metazoa, Porifera, Demospongiae, Haplosclerida, Niphatidae. The transcript is spliced from 4 exons.
AUGGCGGAAGGGCUACGGCGGAAGGAAGGGAAAAGGUGCGGUUUCUGGUAUGUUCUUGUUGGUAGACUGGAGGAAGCUAAGGACAUCCUGAUGGCAGCAGAUGUGGAUCCAGUCAAGUUGGAGCAGCUGAGACUUUAUGUGAAUGAGAAGCACUCAGUCUUGAAGAAACUUGAUGAAAUAUUGGAGCUUCUGGUUAGUCAUUUAGCUAAAGAUGCCAUUGCCGGAUUGACACUAACUGAUGCUAACUAUGACGAAGCAAUCAAGGUUUUGAACGAUCAAUUUGGGAACAAGGAGAAGAUUAUAUCCAAGCAUAUGGAAGAUGGAGUGCCAUACAAGAGAGCUAAGAUCUUUGGGGUGUCGGAGGAAGCAUACAAUUGUUUAUUACCUCCUCUGAUUGUGAAGAAGCUUCCUAGGGAAGUUGUAUUGUCUAUUAGUCGUAAGAUCCCUGAGGAUGAAUGGAGUUUGAGUAAGAUAAUGAGUGAGUUGAGUGUUGAGUUGAAGGCACGGGAACGUACGUAUGACGCGAGUGGCGGUGAUAAUCAUAGUAGGCAAGCCAAGAGCAAGGAAUACAGGCAUGCCAAUCAGAAGCGCUCACAUGUACCACCAACCACAUCAGCAUUUUUUAAUCCAGUUGGGAGCAUUAUUUAUUGUAAGGGAGCUCACAAUGCAGAUGAGCGUUCUAAGGUGACUAAGGUUGAUGAGAGAAAACAGCUUUUGAGAGAUGCUGGGCGUUUUUUUGUUUGUACUAAGCAAGGUCAUCUUAGCAGGGGUCGUAGAUCUAGCAGUAGAUGUAGUGGAAGCCAGCGAUCAUUUAUUACGCGACAGGCGAGAGAGAGACUGCCACUUACAGCAUGCGGGCGCAAAGAGUUAUUUAUUUCAACGUUUGCGGCUAAACGCAGUAAAUCACAAGUGUGUGAUGUAGUCAAGGCUGCUGUGAAGAUGAAAGAUGGCGGAGAAGUAUUACUUAGUUUUUUCACUGUACCGAAGAUUUGUGAGCCUAUUAAUUGUACACCUAAUACAGACUUGAAUCAGUAUGAGCAUUUGUGUGAUAUUGAGCUAGCGGAUUACACGAGCGGUAGUGAAUUGAUUGAAUUUGACGUGCUAAUAGGACUAGACCAUUACUGGGAUAUUAUCAAAGGAGAAGUAGUCAGAAGCAGUACUGGUCCUACAGCAGUUCAUUCAUGA